Messenger RNA from Thalassophryne amazonica, 839 nucleotides. It is a transcript of the gene gpx9, whose product is annotated as glutathione peroxidase 9. The record is from RefSeq and is a predicted model, not a curated record. Gene Ontology annotation, biological process: response to oxidative stress. The transcript has 5 exons. Gene Ontology annotation, molecular function: glutathione peroxidase activity. Lineage: Eukaryota; Metazoa; Chordata; Actinopteri; Batrachoidiformes; Batrachoididae.
AAUGAGAUGAGCCCACAGGAUGGCUGAGUGAACGCUCACUCUGUGCUGACUUACAGUCCUGCGUGCAUGCUGAAGUGAAGUCAUGGCUCAUAAAUCAAUCUACGAUUUCUCUGCCGAGACUCUGGAUGGGGUUUCUGUUCCACUCAGUAACUACAGGGGUAAGGUGCUUCUCAUCGUCACUGUUGCCACCUUCUGAGGGUCAACAAUCGUGGAGUACCACCGACUGAAUGCACUGAUGGAAAUGUUUGGUGACCUCAACUUCACUGUGUUGGGAUUCUCCUGUAACCAGUUUGGUCUUCAAGCACCUGAGCUGAAUCAUGAGACCCUAAAUAUUCUGAAAUAUGUCAGGCCUGGAGGGGGGUUUGUCCCAAACUUCCCAGUCUUUGGGAGAGUCGAAGUGAACGGAUUAAAUGAAGAGCCUCUGUUCACCUAUCUAAAGGAGUCUUUGCCAUUUGUCAACACUCUUAUUGGCGACAUAAAGAAAUUCUACUGGUCUCCAAUUAGCGUCAACGACAUUCGAUGGAACUUUGAGAAGUUCCUAAUUACCUCUGAUGGCGUCCCCUUCAGAAGGUACGAACUUCAGUGCCCCAUGGAGAAGGUGGAGAAGGACAUUGCACAACUUGUCUAAAGGAUCUUCUUUAAUUUCUUGCCGGUGGCAGAGUGACGAUCCCCCAGUAAAUGCCCACGUGCACCUGAGCUGGAUCUGAUGACACAGGGAGCAGCGCUCAGAGCUUUGGUGCAUUCACUCUGACAGAAAGCUCCCUGAAGCCACUGGAGACGUUUUUAUCAUCAUAUUAUCUCUUUAACAACACUCCAAAAUAAAUGUGAAGAAAUCAUUC